GGCAUUCUCGAAGCAAACACUAGCUGGAUAGCUAGGCUAGCGGUUUUAUAAGGUAAUCUCACGGUUAUAGUUUAACGUGAAGUUUGCCUGUUUACCGAGUUAAACACAGUUAAAGAAGUUUACAAGAUUUUGAGGCCAGCGAAUCAAUUCUAGGUUUUUUAAAUUUGCUUCCCCCUGCCUUAGACAGUCAUCUUUUUUUGGAUCAACUCCGAUAAGCUACUCAGCCAUUAUGGCUGACUUUGGGUUUAACGACCAUCAUCAGAAUGAAAUUAUUAAUUACAUGCGAUUUGCCCGUUCAAAGAGGGUCCUGAGUCUUAAGACGAUCGACUCAUGCUUCGAGGAACUCAAAGAUAGCAGGCUGGUGGAGGAGACGUUCACGGUGGACGAAGUGAAAGAGAUGCUGGACGGGCUGCAGAUGGUGGUGCGUGGGGAGGUGGAGAUGGAGCUCAUCAACACGGCCCACACUAACGUGCUGCUGCUCAGGCAGCUUUUCUCUCAGGCAGAGAAGUUUUACCUUCGACUGCAGAGUGACAUCUCAGAGCUGGAGAACAGGGAGCUUUUAGAGCAAGUGGCUGAAUUUGAGAAGACUGACUUUAAAACCACCAGUAAGAUAAACCAAGAAACGAGCAAACCCAAGUUAGCGCCGUUGAAUGAAGGCGGGGUGUCGGAACUUCUUAAUAAGGAAAUAGCGAGACUACAGGAGGAAAAUGAGAAACUGAAAGCCAGGCUUCGGACUUUAGAAUCUCAGGCCAUGAGUGCCUUAGAAGGGAAAUCAAAGGUAGAGCGAGCCCUGAAAGACCUCCAGAAAGUGCAAGGUGAACAGCAGCUUGAUGCUCAAUCCCAGGAGAUCAGCAGUCUAGAGAACACAGUAGCAGCCCUGAAGGAGGACUAUGAACGGUCUCUCAGCGCCAACGCUGCAUCGCAGAAGGAUUUGCAAGAGAACCUCAUCUCUGCCAAACACGAGCUUCUAAGAGUGCAGGAGCAGCUGGCCUUAGCAGAGAAGGAGCUGGACAAAAAGUUUCAACAAACGGCAGCGUACCGCAACAUGAAGGAGAUUCUAACCAAGAAGAACGAGCAGAUCAAAGAAAUUAGGAAACGAUUGCAAAAAUAUGAGCCCGACGAAUGAGCUCCACACACAUCAACCAGGAAAACAGGACCAAAAUGUACGACUGUGGUGUCGACAAGAAACCAUCAGUUCCAGUGUUUUAAGACAAGAAAGACAGUAAAAAAAAUCUUUCUAGAAAGAAUUCUUUUUACUUUAUCUAACAGUUUCUGUACUUAUUGGCUAUAGGUAAAAGCAGAAACCAGUCGGUUUGCUGCAYAAAACUGAAUACACUUUAUUUUUUCUCCUGUCGGAAGCUUAAGCUCACCUUUAGUAGCUAUCUCUCCUCUCAGUGCUCUAUGCAAUUUCCUGCUUGAAGGGGCCUUGUCCGUUUGCUGAAAUGGACAGAAAUAAACUCUUUGUCUCAAGCUUUGCUCUUAUAUUUAUCAAAUAGGAAAUACUGAAUAGUCUGGUUAAUAAUUACUGAUAUUUUCUCGUCUUAAUUUUAGCAGCACCUUAAAAUCCAGUUUUAACAAGCGAAACCAAGUUCCAAGCAAAUUUUUUUGUUCAUUAGUGAUCAUUUUAGUGAAAAGUGAUGCUUCUCGAUGCUUGAGGUUUUCGGGUUGUUUUGCCAUUUAAAUGUUUUUAUUGCAUUUCACUCCUAAGUAUUUCCAAUAAUACAAUAUAAUAUAAUACUGCGUGGAAGUCGGAGCUUAAAGCAAAUUUAUUUUUCUUCUUUUUGCUCCUGCGUCUAGAUUUGAAGGGCAUAGAAUAUUUUUUGUGUGGAAUCUUUGUGUAUUUUUUGUAUCACUGUAUUUACAUGACUUUCAAUUCAUGAAGAAAUGGCUCUUGUAGAGUGUGACACAUCUACUGUUACAUUAGAUGUGUGUUUGUCUGGAUUGUGCAAAAUAUGGGCAAAUAAAAGUUGUGACUUGG
Messenger RNA from Austrofundulus limnaeus, 1978 nucleotides. RefSeq names its product leucine zipper transcription factor-like 1 (gene lztfl1). Gene Ontology annotation, biological process: negative regulation of protein localization to cilium. Bases 230 to 1126 code for a protein of 298 amino acids. The transcript has 10 exons. Gene Ontology annotation, cellular component: cytoplasm. Lineage: Eukaryota; Metazoa; Chordata; Actinopteri; Cyprinodontiformes; Rivulidae. The record is from RefSeq and is a predicted model, not a curated record.